Molecule: messenger RNA, 850 nt
Organism: Aspergillus saccharolyticus JOP 1030-1
Lineage: Eukaryota; Fungi; Ascomycota; Eurotiomycetes; Eurotiales; Aspergillaceae
Exons: 2
Coding region: 159-638 (159 amino acids)
Source: RefSeq, a predicted model, not a curated record
AGUAGAAUCGGCAAUCGCAAACUGAAAAGAAGACCAGGAGGCGACACUUGGCUGAAAAGCAAAAGAAAUUGGUGGUACUUGAAGGUGAUUUCGUUCCUGCGAUUUGGUUCGGGUGGCGGCAGUUUGCCUCCUGGGCUGGACGGAUCGCUUCACACUCAAUGAUUAUUCAGUAUUCCCUUGUGUCAUCAGAGGAUCAGACCCUGUCGCAGUCAGAUCACAUUAGUUUGUUUAGCAGCAUGACUCAUGCUGGUUUGGUGCUGCGCCUUUCGACUCAUCGCGCCCGCCAGAUUACUCAUAGCGGGUCACCCUUCAUACCUCACUCAUACAAGCAAAGGGGACGGGCAACUUAUGGAAUGUCCGUGGCACCGCUUCAUAAAAAGUUUCUUCAUAAGGUAUCGAGAUAUAUUUUUCUCGGAAAAAGCAGUGGAUCCUCAUCGCAUGUGCAGUCGAAACAUAGGAUCCCGAAAAUGAAAAUGAAAGCAGCCAACCAGAAGCAUCCGAAACACCAGUCUAACAACAACACAAGGGGAAAUCACGAAACGAGCAGGGAAGGCAAAAUCACAGACAGCCCGAGCGGCAUGGACCCAACAGGUGCGACAAACAUAAUUCAUCAUAAGAACAACAAACACAACGGAUGAUUGAAAUGAGAAGGACGUGCGAAUGCGAAACAGUCCUUCAAUGUCCAUGUCGGACGACCUCUUCCAUGAUGAAGGAAUGGAUAUGCUCAAAAUAUCCUGGCUCAGCGACACUGUCAUUGUGGCCACCAUUGGGAAGAGUACGCCAGACUUUACGGCUGGACUUGCAGAUGGCGAACAGUUGGGUCAUAUUGGACGGUCUGCGUAAGCAACCU